CUGGGUGUUAUACGCAACUAAUGAAUCAUUGAACAUUGCAUGAAAAACUAAUGAUGUAUUAUAUGUUGGCUAAUAGAAUUUAGAAAUAAAAAAAGGAAAACAAAAAGACUUAUGCUGUAUAUGUUUGGAAAUGCGGGUCAGGACCUGAGCCUAAUUUGGAACGUAAUAAGGAAACAUAGGAUACUUACGACAGCCAUUGUAAAAAUGGUAUUCAAAGAAUGUGUAGGAAAUCAGUCCUGAGUUUUGUUGAUGAAACACAAUGAAUUUCUAAAUUAUAAUCAAGCCACUUUUGGUCAAUUCAGGUAUGAUCUCCAUCCCUUUGUACAUCCCUCACACGCUGUUUGAUUGGGACUUUGGAAAUGGACUCUGUGCAUUUUGGCUCAUUGUUGACUAUCUUUUGUGUACAGCAUCUGUGUAUAACAUUGUUCUCAUCAGCUAUGAUCGGUACCAGUCAGUCUCAAAUGCUGUAUCUUACAGAGCUCGACACACUGGGAUCUUGAAGAUCGUGGCUCUGAUGAUGGCUGUCUGGGUACUGGCCUUCUUAGUGCAUGGGCCAAUAAUUCUAAUUUCAGAGUCUUGGAAGAAUUCCAGUUGGAGAGUCUUGGAGGAGAAGGCUUGUGAACCUGGAUUUUUUACCAUAUGGUACAUCCUCGCCAUCUCGUCUUUCUUUGAAUUCCUGGUCCCAGUCUUUGCAGUGGCCUAUUUCAACAUGUACAUUUACUGGAGCCUGUGGAAGCGUGGCAAUCUCAGCCGGUGGCAAAGCCAGCCCACACUCCCUUCUCCUGUCUCUCCCAGUAACUGGGGAUCCUCACUCAGGGGUGGACUGUUUUCAAGAACAUCUCUUCCUGAACUGAAGGAAACAGCACCAUCUACGAAAAGACAUGAAAGAAAGAACAGUCUCUUGUUCUCUUUAAGAGCCCAGAUGAAUGGCAGUAUAAUUGCUUCCAAAAUGGCUUCCCUCGCCCAUUCUGAUUCCCUGUGUCUUCACCAAAGAGAACAUAUUGAACUAUUCAGAGCCAGGAAAUUAGCCAAGUCACUGGCCAUUCUCUUAGGUGUUUUUGCCUUUUGCUGGGCUCCCUAUUCUCUGUUCACGAUCAUUCGUUCAAUUUACCCACUAGACCAGCGUCCUCAAAUAGUUGGGUAUGAAAUCACGUUUUGGCUUCAAUGGCUCAAUUCCUUUGUCAAUCCUUUCCUGUAUCCGUUGUGUCACAGGCAUUUCCAGAAGGCUUUCUCGAAAAUACUUCGUAUGAGAAAGCAAUCCAUAUCAUCACAAAAUCAGUCAAUGUCCUCUUAAAGAUAACUUUAUCCUUUGUAAAAAUUUUAGUCUUAAUCUCACCUACAGGAAUUUGAUCUGACUUUCAGUUUGCCCUUUCCACUCUGCCAGGAAAGUCCAUAAAAUUGUAACACUUGAAAACUUAAAAAAAAAAAAAAAUUGAAGCCUGGAAGUCAAGGGAAAAUUAUCCUGGUGAAUAAUAAUAGUACAAUUAGAAAUAGAUGACAAUGUUUUUGUAAACUCAUAGCCAAAAAUGCACUGUACUUUUCUUACUCAUUGCCGCUUCCUUGUCUUUUAGAUCUUGAUAUCGCAUUGAUGGUGAAAGUUAAGAGUUCUUGUUUUCUUUCCAAGUUCGGUGUUUGCUAUAGCCUUAAGUGAAUUUCCCUUUUUAUUUUAUAGUGAUGAAAAAUUGUAAAGUUUUAAGGCCAUUUUCCCUAAAGUGUACAAUGGAAAAGGGGGCUAUAUUGCCCUCUUUGCUGGAGGUGGGCGUUAUGAUCAGUGGGCAGGUGUGUUGAGGUUUGAGUUGUCAGAAGCAGGGAGUGGGUGUGCCCAGAUAGAAAAGUGGAAGGCAUGUGUACUUCCGGACUCUAUGUUCCUGAUCCCAGGAAAGGAGGAAGUGUGGGGAAGGAAGAGCAGGUAACUGCAGCUCUCAGAAUCCUCCAGGGCCGUUAUCUGGGAGGCUCGGCAAUCACAGGAUGAGCGAGUAAGGGACGGACGAGAUCAUCCUCUGGUUGAAAGGAUGGCUUUCCUUUUUUCCUUCCCGCCCUCUUCUUCCAACUUCCGCAUUGGCUAAGACUGCUGUGAGAAAAUAUGGAAGAAAAGAGAAAGGCUAAGAGAUAACAAAAGGACUAUGUGAUUCAACUUGAUGUACCUGGCAUAACAUUCACAGAACUAGUGGAUGUCAAUAAUUAUUAAUAAAGUAUACUUCUGUAUUUAUUUGAUGUCUUUAACUUGUAUGCAGCGCUCAGAGCGAUGCCUUUGUAUGCAGUUAAUGUAGGUUAUACCUUGCUGAUGAGUCACAUUUUCUUAGUCUGGUGACAUUUUUUUCUUUUUGCCAUUAUGAAUUUUUCUUCUUCCUCCCCCUCCCCCGCCUCCUUCCCCUUGUGUUCUUUGCGUGUCUUUGUCAUAACAGUUCAUUUUGAUUUUGGUUCAUUUCCUCUCUCCUACAAGUUUUUAUUAGCGUUUGUUUUAUAACUUCUCAGAGUUCCUAUACAGUUUAGUCAUUUUCAUAUUUCUUAGACCUUUCAAAUCUUGGUUAAAUUCAAACACUAAAAUACGAAAAUCCUUUAAGUACAUAAAUGAUUAGAUAUGCCCAUAAUUUUUAUGCAUACUUAUGCCUUGCAUUAAGUCCCAAAUAGGAGAUACACGAUUAACAUUCAAUAGUAAUCUUGAAAAUUCGAGAAAUAAACCCUCAUAAAUAUGCAAGUUUUUAUAAAGUUACUUGUCAGCUAUUGUUUUUGACAUUUAUAAAUUAGCAGUUGUGGAUUUCAUGUGAUCACUGGAGGCUCGAAUAUUCAUUGAAUGGUGUGGCUCCAUGAAAACUUUUUCUGAUUGAACCCUAGCGGAAACAUGCCUAAAUAUUCAUAUGUAUUUUCUAAAAUAUAGAAAAUAUAAUAUAUAUUGUAUUUCAUUCAAAGAUGUCAUCAGUGUAAAACAUACUGUUACUUUAUUUAUCACUAUAAAAGAAAAUGCUGCAAAUUGUCUAUGAAACAAUACUUUAAAAAUCACAUUGCUAGGAAGUCUCAUUCUGAUUUCAGAGUUGUUGAAAGGUGAGCAAUAUGUGUCUCGGAAGUGAUAAAGUAUGAUACAUUUAUGAUGAAUGAACAGAAUAAGGCUAAUCCUCUGUGAAAUGAGUUUGA
Messenger RNA from Zalophus californianus (California sea lion), 3132 nucleotides. It is a transcript of the gene HRH4, whose product is annotated as histamine receptor H4. The transcript is spliced from 3 exons. The record is from RefSeq and is a predicted model, not a curated record. Gene Ontology annotation, biological process: regulation of MAPK cascade; adenylate cyclase-activating adrenergic receptor signaling pathway; positive regulation of cytosolic calcium ion concentration. Bases 305 to 1294 code for a protein of 329 amino acids. Gene Ontology annotation, molecular function: histamine receptor activity. NCBI's taxonomy places the organism in Eukaryota, Metazoa, Chordata, Mammalia, Carnivora, Otariidae. Gene Ontology annotation, cellular component: membrane.